UUGAAACAAGCAAGGGAAAUACGAGAAUUAAAGAAACGAUUACGUGAAGGACGUUCGCUUGGUGAAACUCUUGGAAUGCAGGAUCGUGAGAGCGGUGAAGCGAGCGAAAGUGACUUGGAGGAUGAUGAAAGCGUAUCCGAUGAAGAGGCACCAUUGAACACAGAGCUAGAAGAAGCACACCAAAGAUGCAAAGGUCUGAUAGAUGCAAUGGUUGCACAAGCACGUCAUGCUAUCCUGUCAAAGUAUGAACCUGAAGUCAAUUCUUCCGGGAAUAGAGUUCUACAUCCGGCAGAAUUGGACGCUAUGCAGAACGAGAAGGAGGUUGAGGAAGGCCAAGAAGCUAGACGAGAUGAUGACGAUGAACAGACGGAUUCAGAGGCGGGAGAGGAUACGUCGCGAUUGCCAGAUAUAACGAGUGAAACAUCGUUCUCGCAGGAGAUAGAAGGAGAAGAUUCUACGAGUAAAAGUACAUUUCAAUAACAUACCCCCACUCUCUUUGA
This is a messenger RNA of Meira miltonrushii, 500 nucleotides long. RefSeq lists its product as uncharacterized. NCBI's taxonomy places the organism in Eukaryota, Fungi, Basidiomycota, Exobasidiomycetes, Exobasidiales, Brachybasidiaceae. Bases 76 to 480 code for a protein of 134 amino acids. The record is from RefSeq and is a predicted model, not a curated record. The transcript has a single exon.